This is a messenger RNA of Medioppia subpectinata, 599 nucleotides long. NCBI's taxonomy places the organism in Eukaryota, Metazoa, Arthropoda, Arachnida, Sarcoptiformes, Oppiidae. The record is from the annotation of a GenBank genome assembly.
GCAUUGUAAAACCAAAAACUGUGAUGGUAUUAGGAUUACGGCAAAUCUACCCGUCUAUUAGCUGCGGCCACUUUGAGAAACAUUUUGGGCACCAAAACAUUGGCCGAUAUACUCAGCGAAAGGGAAAACAUUAGUGUCGGUGUUCGGCGCCUAUUGGACGGCGCGACCAAAUCGUGGGGUGUAAAUGUGGAAAGGGUUGAACUGAAAGACGUGCGACUGCCGGCCAACCUUCAGAGAUCAAUGGCGGCGGAGGCCGAGGCCGGGAGGGAAGCCAAGGCUAAGAUCAUUGCCGCGGAGGGCGAACAGAAGGCGUCGUUUGCAUUGCGCGACGCCUCCCAAAUACUGGACUCAGACCCGACAGCCCUAACGCUCCGGUAUCUGCAGACUCUGACCAACAACGCGUCCGAACGGGAGUCGACUAUAUUGUUCCCGAUUCCCAUCGAUAUGUUUGAAAACUUUGGCCAUCCUUUAUAUGACGAGUUCACGAAGAAAAUAUAACUAUUGUUACACUCGUGUUGUUAUAUUAAAUCAAUGCCUGUUUCCGAUCAUCACUUCCCAAAUGUUGGGUUGUUUUUGGUUUGAGUUUUUUUUAUUUUGUU